Molecule: messenger RNA, 7832 nt
Organism: Nothoprocta perdicaria
Lineage: Eukaryota; Metazoa; Chordata; Aves; Tinamiformes; Tinamidae
Gene: PTPRZ1
Product: protein tyrosine phosphatase, receptor type Z1
Exons: 31
Coding region: 31-7047 (2338 amino acids)
Biological process (GO): peptidyl-tyrosine dephosphorylation
Molecular function (GO): protein binding; protein tyrosine phosphatase activity
Source: RefSeq, a predicted model, not a curated record
CGGACGGCGGCGGAACGGGACGCUUUGGACAUGCUCAUUCUAGGGCGCCUGGUCGCUUGUAUCCAGCUCGUCUGUAUCCUCAGAGUAGAUUUGGUGUACGGAUACUAUAGACAACAACGGAAAUUGGUUGAAGAGAUCGACUGGUCAUACACAGGAACUUUGAACCAAAAGAAUUGGGGAAAGAAAUACUCAUCCUGCAAUGGUGCCAGACAAUCUCCUAUUAAUAUAGACGAAGAUCUUACCCAAGUAAAUGUGAAUUUGAAGAAACUUAAAUUCCAUGGGUGGGAAAAAGAAACUUCGGAAGAUACAUUCAUUCACAAUACUGGCAAAACAGUGGAAGUUAACCUGACAAAUGAUUACUAUGUAAGUGGAGGCAGCUUAGACACAAUAUUUAAAGCAAGUAAGAUCACCUUUCACUGGGGAAAAUGCAACAUAUCAUCAGAUGGAUCAGAACAUAGUUUGGAAGGACGGAAAUUUCCUCUUGAGAUGCAAAUCUACUGCUAUGAUGCAGAUCAGUUUACAAAUUUUGAAGAGGCAAUCAAAGGAAAUGGAAAGUUAAGAGCUUUAUCAGUUUUGUUUGAGAUUGGGCCAGAAGACAAUCCGGAUUAUAAUUCAGUAAUUAAUGGAGUAGAUAGUGUUAGUCGUUUUGGAAAGCAGGCUGCCUUAGAGCCAUUUGUUUUGCUGAACCUUCUACCAAAUGCAACAGACAAGUAUUACACAUAUAAUGGAUCUUUAUCAGCUCCUCCCUGCUCUGAAACAGUUGAAUGGAUUGUAUUUAAAGAUACCAUUACUAUUUCUGAAGACCAGCUAUCUGUAUUCUGUGAAGUCCUUACAAUGCAGCAGUCUGGCUAUGUUAUGCUGAUGGACUAUCUGCAAAACAACUUCAGAGAACAGCAAUAUGAGUUCUUUGGGCAAGUGUUUUCCUCUUACACUGGACAAGAAGAAAUUCAUGAAGCAGUUUGCAGUUCAGAACCUGAAAAUGUCCAGUCUGAUCCAAAGAAUUAUACUAGCCUUCUUGUUACAUGGGAAAGACCUCGGGUUGUGUACGAUACCACGAUUGAGAGAUUUGCUGUUUUUUAUCAGCAAUUGGAUGGAGAAGACCAGACCAAGCAUGAGUUUCUGACAGAUGGGUAUCAGGACUUGGGGGCUAUUCUAAAUAAUCUGCUGCCCAAUACAAGUUAUGUUCUUCAAAUAGUUGCUGUUUGUUCUAAUGGUCUAUAUGGAAAGCACAGCGACCAGGUCAUUGUUGAUAUGCCUUUAGAAGACCCAGAAGCUGGCCUCAUUCCUGAACUGAAGGAAACUGAAGAAUAUGAGGAUGAAGUUGAUGAAAAAGAAACAGAGGUGGAUGAAGAAACUGCAGUAAUUCCCAGCACUGAUAGUGCAAUAAACCAAGUAAGGAAGAAAGAUUUCCAGGUGACUACAUCCAGCUACAGUCAAGAGAAAAUGAGCACAAAAUCUAACGAUGCUAAAACAAAUAGAUACUUAACAAAAGAAUUGCAUGGUAAAGAUGAUGUUUUCAAGGCAGUUUAUUAUCCAACUUCUCCACCUGUUAGUGAAAUUUCUGAAGAAGAAGAAGAUCCUUUUCAGGAAUCCCAAACAAUUACAGGAACCCCUCCUCAAAGCACCGACUCCACCAAAGGUAUUGAAGAAGAAUACAUAUACCUUUCUUCAGGCACGGAGCCAACAAGAAUAACCACUACUGGCCAUAGCGAGCAAGAUUUCUUACUAUCUACUUUUAUACCUGAUAAAGAAUCUGACGACUUUUGGAGUUCCUUUCUUACCACCUCUUCAUCACAGUUGGUUACAGAGGAGACCUCCCAAGAAGACAUUCUUCCUUCAGGAAGCCCAGAUAUAAGCAUGCAUGAUGUUCUUUCACAAGGCUCUGUUAAAUACGUUUCAGAAGGUAUAGCACCCUCAAGCUCCGACAAGCCUCCAAAGUACACGUAUUCCACUGAUGGAAAUUUAUGGUUUCACAAUACUACAGACACAACAGCUCAAUCUCCUGAUACAUCGGAUAGUAGGCAAUUGUCUCAGACCAGCUAUACCGAUGCCUACGUUGAGGGAUUAAAGCCAGCAACAAUACCCUAUUCCAGCAGCCCAGUGGUUUCACAAGACACUUCAGAUGCGGAUUUAGAAUUGCCACAUUACUCUACCUUUGCUUUCUCCUCUACUGAGUUAUCACCUCAUUCUCUCUCUUCAAGCUCUGGAGAAUAUGAUUCUGCUUCUGCUGCCAGUGAGGUACUCUCUCAGACAACUCAACCAGUCUAUAAUGGUGAGAUACCUCUUCAACCUUCCUCCAGUAGUGAAGUGUUUCCUCUAGUCACCCCUUUAUUGUUUGACUCUCAGAUGCUCGACACUACCCCUGCUACAUCAGGUAGUGAUGUGACCUUGCAUGCUACACCUGUAUUUCCCAGUGUUGAUGUGUCAUUUGAACCCACCUUGUCUUCCUAUGAUGAUGUACCUUUGCUUACAUUUUCCUCUGCUUCCUCCGGUAGUAAAAUGUUUCACCGUCUGUAUACGAUUUCUCAAAUGUUUCCACAAAGUGCUACUCCGGCUGUUACAAGUGAUAAGGUGUCCCUGCAUGCUUCUUUGACAUUGGCAGAGGGUGAUACAUUAAUACAACCAAGCCUUGCUCAAUAUGCUGAUGUGGUGACACAUCAGACUACUCAUGCUGCUUCGGAGACAUUGAUAUUUGAUCAUAAUAGAACUCAAAUAUUUUCUCAAGUUGAACCAUCCAGCAGUGAUUUAAGUAUGCAUGCAUUGUCUACAAUGUCUGAACUUCCUUAUGCUUUAUCUAGUAAUGUGGGAUCCCUCCAAAGCUUUACUGUUUCUUAUGACUCUGCAGAAAUUGUGCAUGAUUCUAUUGACGUAUUUCGUCAAGAUCCUUUAUUUAGCAGCCAUAGUGAUGUACUGCUGCAUAAACCUUCUUCUGUAAUAUCACAAGCUGAUACUUUGCUGCAGCCUACGCACUCUCUAUCUAGUGAUACGGAUUGGUCUGAAGCAUACUCUGGUAGUGAGUCCCUUUUGCCUGACACAGAUACUUUGACCGUACUUAACGUUUCUUCAUCCAAUUUUGUAGAUGAAAUUACAUAUGAAUCAUCUGGCUUUAGUGAUGGUAAUAAGAAUCUCCAUAAAAGUGAUAUUAUAUAUGGCAAUGAAAGAGAACUGCAGAUUUCCUCCUCUUUAAGUGAAAUGGCUUCCAGUGCUGAAAGUAAAGUGACACCUGAACUUUCUACAUAUGUUUCUAAUAACGAUACAAUUAAGCAGAAUAUGUCUCUGCAAGAAAGCCCACUUCCUGUUUCUAGCACAAAGGGAAUCCUUCCAGUCUCUCUUGCUUUCCCCACUACUAAGAUAUUUGAUCCUGAUGUUAGUAAACUUACAGAAAAUCACCUUUCCGUUCAGCCUUUGCAUGUUAUAUCUCCAGCCUUUGAUGACACCUUGCUUAAACCUGUGCUUAGUGCAAUCUCAGAUCAAGCUCUCUCUGCCCCUGCUUAUAGUGAAAUGUUACCCGCAACUCAGACGUACCUUUAUGAGACCUCAGCUACAUUAAGUAAUGAAGCAUUACUUCAAUCCUCCUUUCAAUCUUCUGGUGAUGACACUCUAAACACAGCUGCAGUUGUACCUAGUGAUCCAGUGUGGGUUGAAAGCUCCAGGGUUUAUAAAGAUAGUUCUACAUUUGAUCAAAUUUUACAUCAAAUGACACCAGGUCCUGCUGCAAAAGAAACAAUUCUGCAUUCUACAUCUGCACCUACUGUUGCUGACAUGUUGUCAAACACUUUUAGUAAGCCCACAGCAUCACUUCAAGGUGUAUUUGUGUCUUAUGCAAGUGAGGAAUAUGUUUCAUCCAGUUUGUUUAACAGUGAAGAUGCUCAACAGGCUAUGCCUUCCUUGCACGGUAGUGAUGUUUCCUUCCAGCUGACCAGUUUAGAAAAUACAAAUGCCAUUCUUCCCCAGGCAGCAAGUGCUGUAACAACUCCUUUCCUAACAGCUGAUAAUGUAGCUGCUGCUCCUAACAGCCAUACCUCCUCAAGCAUUUUCGAAAGAAGUGAGGCUACAACUUUCUCUUCGAUUUCUGCAGUUGGUUUUGAUCCUGCUCAUAUGUCUACAGUUGUUUCUGAUUCUGAUGUGUCCAUUCAUCACACACUUCCUUUACCAAAUGCACAUGUUUCUGUUAUGGCUGUUUCUCCUAAAAGCGAGAUCCCUAUAACUCUGAGUAGGUUGCUGGUUCCUUCCAGAGAAUCUUCUGGGUUGUCUCCCAGUAUCACGUCCAGUACUGAUUUGUGGCCUUCUGUAGUUGAGGAUGACUACGAUGAGUAUGAUGAUGGCUUCCCUAUAAGUAAUUGUAUUGCAUGCACUUCCCAUAGAGACACUCAGGACACAGUAGCAGAGGAACAAAACACAAAUGUAAACCAUAACAAGGAUCAGAACAACCUAAUUAUAAGUUCACAUUCUGAAAAAAAUAAAGAAGAAGAGAAAAUUUCAACUGCUGCAUCAGACAGUCAGAUAAACCAUGGAAUGGACAGACAUAAUUACACAUCAGUACCAACUUUGACAGCACGUGUGAUACCUAAGAAGAGCAACGACACUCAAACUCUUAGCGUCCCAUUGCAAAACACAUCAGAGCCUAAAUCUUGGGCUGUUUUCACAAGUGAUGAAGAAAGUGGUUCUGGCCAAGGUACUUCAGAUAGCCUUAAUGAUAAUGAGACUUCAACAGAUUUCAGUUUUCCUGACCUUAAUGAGAGAGACUCUGAAGGGGCGGUUGAAGCAGGUAACUCAGAAUUAACUCCUGGAUCGUCACAGUCAUCAACCUCAUCUAUAACUAGCGAUCACUCAUCAGUAUUCAACAUCUCUGAGGCAGAGGCAAGUAAUAGUAGCCAUGAGUCUCGUAUUGGUCUAGCUGAGAGUCUGGAAUCAGAGAAGAAGACUGUUGUACCACUUGUGGUUGUGUCAGCCCUGACUUUUAUCUGUCUAGUGAUUCUUGUGGGUAUUCUCAUAUACUGGAGGAAAUGUUUCCAGACAGCUCAUUUUUAUUUAGAAGACAAUACAUCACCUCGAGUAAUUUCCAUUCCUCCAGCUCCAGUCUUCCCAGUCUCAGAUGAUGUUGGAGCAAUUCCAAUAAAGCAUUUCCCAAAACACGUUGCAGAUUUACAUGCAAGUAAUGGUUUUUCUGAAGAAUUUGAGACACUGAAAGAGUUUUAUCAGGAAAUCCAGAGCUGUACUGUAGAUCUAGGUAUUACAUCAGACAGCUCUAAUCACCCAGACAACAAGAAUAAGAAUCGAUAUAUAAAUAUUGUUGCUUAUGAUCAUACUAGGGUUAAAUUAGCACAACUUUCAGAAAAGGAUGGAAAACUGACUGAUUACAUUAAUGCCAACUACGUUGAUGGCUACAACAAGCCAAAAGCCUACAUUGCAGCUCAAGGGCCACUAAAAUCGACAGCAGAAGAUUUCUGGAGGAUGAUAUGGGAACAUAACGUAGAAGUUAUUGUGAUGAUAACUAAUCUUGUUGAGAAAGGAAGGAGAAAAUGUGACCAGUAUUGGCCUGUCGAAGGUAGUGAAGAAUAUGGGAACUUCUUGGUUACUCAGAAGAGUGUUCAUGUACUUGCCUAUUACACAGUGAGGCAUUUUGCUAUUAGAAACACCAAAGUCAAAAAGGGUUCCCAGAAAGGAAGGUCUAGUGGACGUGUAGUAACUCAGUACCAUUAUACCCAGUGGCCUGAUAUGGGCGUUCCAGAAUACACGCUCCCUGUGCUCACCUUUGUGCGGAAGGCAUCGCAUGCCAAACGUCACGCUGUUGGGCCUGUUGUGGUUCAUUGCAGUACCUCACCUUUGAUGGAACAUUUGGAAAGAGAACCUCCUCAUGAAUUCUGUCCUUCUGGAGCUGACUCUCAGGAAGCCAACAGUGCUGGUGUUGGAAGGACAGGUACAUACAUAGUAUUAGACAGCAUGCUGCAACAAAUUCAGAAUGAAGGGACAGUCAAUAUAUUUGGAUUCCUAAAACACAUACGUACCCAAAGGAACUACUUGGUGCAAACUGAGGAGCAAUACAUCUUCAUUCAUGAUGCACUGGUUGAAGCGAUACUGAGUAAAGAAACAGAAGUCCUUGAGACUCACAUUCACGCCUAUGUUAAUUCUCUCUUAAUACCUGGACCAACAGGAAAGACCAGGCUGGAGAAACAAUUCAAGUUACUGAGCCAAUCUAACAUUCAGCAGUGUGAUUACUCUACUGCACUCAAGCAGUGUAACAGAGAAAAGAACAGAACUUCCUCCAUCAUUCCUGUUGAAAGGUCUCGAGUUGGUAUCUCAUCACUGUCUGGUGAAGGGACAGACUACAUCAAUGCUUCCUAUAUCAUGGGUUAUUAUCAGAGUAAUGAAUUCAUUAUUACCCAACAUCCCUUACUACACACUAUCAAGGAUUUCUGGAGAAUGAUAUGGGACCAUAAUGCCCAAUUGAUAGUCAUGCUUCCUGACAGCCAGAAUAUGGCUGAAGAUGAAUUUGUUUACUGGCCAAACAAAGAUGAGCCAAUAAAUUGUGAGAGUUUUAAAGUUACUAUGAUUGCUGAAGAACAGAAGUGUCUGUCUAAUGAGGAAAAGCUCAUUAUCCAAGACUUUAUUUUAGAAGCUACACAGGAUGACUAUGUACUCGAAGUGAGACAUUUUCAGUGUCCAAAAUGGCCCAAUCCUGAUAGUCCUAUUAGCAAAACUUUUGAACUGAUCAGCAUCAUCAAAGAGGAAACUUCCAACCGGGAUGGACCCAUGAUUGUACAUGAUGAGCAUGGAGGGGUGACAGCAGGUACUUUCUGUGCACUUACAACACUCAUGCAUCAGUUAGAAAAUGAAAACUCCGUGGAUGUUUAUCAGGUAGCUAAGAUGAUAAAUUUGAUGAGGCCUGGAGUCUUCACAGAUAUCGAACAGUACCAGUUUCUGUACAAAGCUAUUCUCAGCCUUGUUAGCACAAGGCAAGAAGAAAAUCCCUCAGCGUCUAUGGACAGUAAUGGCUCAGCUUUACCUGACGGAAACGCAGCUGAAAGUUUGGAAUCCUUAGUUUGAUCAGCAAAAGAAAUUAAACACACACAAACCUACAGCACAUCGGUCAUACCUGGCGUUUACCAUUAUUAUUUUCAGUUUUAUACUUUGUGCGGGGUGGGGAAUCUUCUCAGUUAUUAUAUAUAUAUAUAUACACACAAACUCUCAGUUCCCAUCCUUCAUUCAAACAGUUAUUUCUGUUGCAUAUGACUUUACUGCAGAACUUACAUCAUUAACAAUGUGUGCCUUUUCUUGAAAGAUUUCUUGUAAUACGUUGUUACGUCUGGACUAAUUUGAUUGACUUUUACAGUGUUUCUAAGAAUUGAAUUGUGGUAUGUUUUCUCAGUAUUAGUUUUUGAUUUAUCUGGAUUUACUUUUAACUUAAAACUACCAUAUUUAUAGAUGUUAGGGAAUUCUCAACUACAGAAAAACAUGUCAUGGUUUUAGAACUCAGUUUAUUUGCUGUAUUUAUAAUGACCUUACAUUUGCUAGAAGUAUAACUUUUAAUAUAGUAGAAUGUAAAUAAAAUACCGUUCUCCAUAACAUUCAACAUUUUAAGAUUUCAAUUAGAUAUUCAACAUAGUAAUCUGAUACUUACUGUAAAUACUGCUACUUCUAUAGUGAUUCCAUGGACCAAAUUUAUAUUUAUAAUUGUAGAUUUUUAUAUUUUACUACAGAGUCAGUUUUCUAGUUCUGUGUAAUUGCCUUGUUAAAAUGAUGUAGUCGAGUUUGUUUUUAUUUUAACAAAGUCUUCUGAUAUAUAAUUGUGCAUCUUAAGCAAUUAACCUUCAUAUAGCUGCAUGUAAUUU